Empidonax traillii (willow flycatcher) is the source of this 6074-nucleotide messenger RNA. It is a transcript of the gene EGFR, whose product is annotated as epidermal growth factor receptor. The record is from RefSeq and is a predicted model, not a curated record. Gene Ontology annotation, molecular function: epidermal growth factor binding; ATP binding; epidermal growth factor receptor activity. The transcript has 28 exons. Gene Ontology annotation, biological process: cell differentiation; multicellular organism development; cell surface receptor protein tyrosine kinase signaling pathway. Bases 352 to 4023 code for a protein of 1223 amino acids. Gene Ontology annotation, cellular component: signaling receptor complex; basal plasma membrane. Lineage: Eukaryota; Metazoa; Chordata; Aves; Passeriformes; Tyrannidae.
GCGGAGAGCGCAGCCGGGCGCACCCCGUCCCACAGCCGGCCCCGACCGCUCCGCAAGCCCCUGAGCACCCGCCGCCGCCUGCAGCAGGAGGAGCAGAGCGGGGGGGAGGAGGAGGAGGAAGGCAGCAGCCCGCCCGCAGCCGGGGCACGCACGUGUGCGCGCAGACCUCGACGGCCGCCCUCCAGCAUGCUGCUCGGAGCCGCGCAGGGCAGAGCGCCGGAGAGGAGCUGAGCGCGGCCGCGGGAGAAGAGAGAGGAGCAGAGCAGGAGCGGCUCCGCGGAAUCCUCCGUGCGUCCGUCCCGUCCGACCCCCCACCCACCCACUUCGCCGAGGGAGCGGCGGUCCCGCAGUAUGGGCGGCCGCAGCCCCCUCGCCGCUGCCGGGCCCCGCGGGGCCGCUGUCCUGGUGCUGCUGCUGGGGCGCCUCGCUCUCUGUCUCGCCGUGGAGGGAAAGAAAGUUUGUCAAGGGACAAAUAACAAGCUGACCCAACUGGGACAUGUGGAAGACCAUUUCACCAGCCUGCAGAGGAUGUAUAACAAUUGUGAGGUGGUGCUCAGCAACCUGGAGAUUACAUACGUGGAGCACAAUCGUGACCUCUCUUUCCUGAAGUCGAUACAGGAGGUCGCCGGCUACGUACUCAUCGCACUUAACAUGGUGGACGUCAUUCCCCUAGAAAACCUCCAGAUCAUCCGAGGCAAUGUGCUGUAUGACAACUCUUAUGCCCUGGCAGUUUUAUCCAAUUACCACAUGAAUAAAACCCAGGGACUCCGGCAGCUGCCAAUGAAGCGGCUAUCAGAAAUUCUCAAUGGAGGUGUUAAAAUCAGCAACAACCCCAAACUCUGCAACAUGGACACUGUUCUCUGGAAUGACAUCAUUGACACGAGCAAGAAGCCUCUCACAGUGCUUGAGUUUGCAAGCAACUUGUCUUCUUGUCCCAAAUGCCACAUGAACUGCACAGAGGACCACUGCUGGGGCCCUGGUGAACAGAACUGCCAAAAAUUAACAAAAGUCAUCUGUGCCCAGCAGUGCUCUGGCCGCUGCAGGGGGAAGGUGCCCAGCGACUGCUGCCACAACCAGUGCGCUGCGGGAUGCACGGGGCCUCGGGAGAGUGACUGCCUGGCAUGCCGCAAGUUUCGGGAUGAUGCUACAUGCAAGGAUACGUGUCCCCCGUUAGUCCUGUAUAACCCCACCACCUACCAGAUGGAUGUCAACCCUGAUGGAAAAUACAGCUUUGGAGCCACUUGCGUGAAGGAAUGUCCACACAACUACGUGGUGACAGACCAUGGCUCCUGUGUUCGCUCGUGCAAUGCUGAUACUUACGAAGUGGAAGAAAAUGGUGUUCGGAAGUGUAAAAAGUGUGAUGGGCUGUGCAGCAAAGUGUGCAAUGGCAUUGGAAUAGGUGAACUUAAAGGGAUCCUCUCCAUAAAUGCCACAAACAUUGACUCCUUCAAAAACUGUACCAAGAUCAAUGGGGAUGUCAGCAUUCUCCCAGUUGCUUUUCUGGGCGAUGCCUUCACAAAGACUCUACCCUUGGACCCCAAGAAGCUGGAUGUCUUCAAAACAGUCAAAGAAAUAUCAGGAUUUCUGUUGAUUCAAGCCUGGCCCGAGAAUGCUACUGAUCUCUAUGCUUUUGAAAAUCUGGAGAUUAUACGAGGCAGAACAAAGCAACAUGGCCAGUAUUCCCUUGCUGUAGUUAACUUGCAAAUACAGUCCUUAGGGCUGCGCUCCCUCAAGGAAAUAAGCGAUGGAGAUGUUGCCGUUAUGAAGAACAGGAACCUCUGCUAUGCUGACACCAUGGACUGGCACAGCCUGUUUGCAACUCAGAGCCAGAAAACAAAGAUUUUACAGAACAGAGAUAAAAAUGAGUGUGCUGCUGCCAAGCAUGUUUGUGACCCCCUGUGCUCAGAUGUGGGCUGCUGGGGCCCAGGACCCUUCCACUGUUUCUCCUGCAGGUUUUUUGCUCGCCAGAAGGAGUGCGUGAAACAGUGCAACAUCCUACAAGGGGAGCCAAGAGAGUUUGAAAAGGACUCCAAGUGCCUACCCUGCCACCCUGAGUGCCUGGUGCAAAACAACACUGCAUACAAUGCAACCUGCACUGGACCUGGUCCUGACAACUGCAUGAAGUGUGCCCAUUUUAUAGAUGGCCCCCACUGCGUGAAAUCCUGCCCAGCGGGGGUGCUGGGUGAGAAUGACACCCUCGUCUGGAAAUACGCCGACGCCAAUGCCGUUUGCCAGCUCUGCCACCCAAACUGCACCCGGGGGUGCAAAGGGCCAGGUCUUGAAGGCUGUCCAAAUGGCUCCAAAAUUCCGUCUAUCGCAGCUGGUGUUGUCGGAGGUCUCCUGUGCCUGGUGGUGGUCGGGUUGGGCAUCGGCCUUUACUUGCGGAGACGCCACAUCGUCAGAAAGCGGACCCUGCGCCGGCUGCUGCAGGAGAGGGAGCUUGUCGAACCACUGACACCCAGCGGGGAGGCGCCAAACCAGGCUCAUCUGAGAAUUCUGAAGGAAACAGAAUUUAAAAAGGUCAAAGUUUUAGGCUCUGGAGCUUUUGGCACUGUUUAUAAGGGACUUUGGAUCCCAGAAGGGGAGAAGGUUAAAAUUCCCGUUGCUAUUAAAGAGUUGAGAGAGGCUACAUCACCAAAAGCCAACAAGGAAAUACUUGAUGAAGCUUAUGUGAUGGCUAGUGUUGACAACCCUCAUGUGUGCCGCUUGUUGGGAAUCUGCCUCACGUCUACUGUUCAGCUCAUCACACAGCUGAUGCCUUAUGGCUGCCUCCUUGAUUACAUCCGAGAGCACAAGGACAACAUUGGCUCCCAGUACCUUCUCAACUGGUGUGUGCAGAUUGCAAAGGGAAUGAACUAUUUGGAGGAACGUCGCCUGGUGCACCGUGACCUCGCUGCCAGGAAUGUCCUUGUUAAGACUCCUCAACACGUGAAAAUCACGGACUUUGGGCUGGCCAAGCUGCUCGGUGCCGACGAGAAGGAGUAUCACGCCGAGGGAGGCAAGGUUCCGAUUAAAUGGAUGGCCUUGGAGUCAAUUUUACACCGGAUUUACACUCAUCAAAGUGAUGUCUGGAGUUAUGGUGUGACGGUUUGGGAGCUGAUGACAUUUGGGUCCAAGCCAUAUGAUGGGAUCCCUGCCAGCGAGAUCUCCUCUGUCCUGGAGAAGGGCGAGCGUUUGCCCCAGCCCCCAAUCUGCACCAUCGACGUGUACAUGAUCAUGGUCAAAUGUUGGAUGAUCGACGCAGACAGCCGUCCCAAGUUUCGUGAACUGAUAGCUGAAUUCUCAAAAAUGGCUCGUGACCCUCCACGCUAUCUCGUUAUACAGGGAGAUGAUAGGAUGCACCUGCCCAGCCCUACAGACUCCAAGUUUUAUCGCACCCUGAUGGAGGAGGAGGACAUGGAAGAUAUAGUGGAUGCGGAUGAGUAUCUUGUGCCACACCAGGGCUUUUUCAACAGCCCUUCGACAUCCCGCACUCCCCUCCUGAGUUCAUUGAGCGCUACUAGCAACAACUCUGCUACAACCUGCAUUGACAGGAAUGGGCAGGGGCACCCUGUGCGGGAAGACAGUUUUGUCCAGAGGUAUAGCUCAGACCCAACAGGCGCUUUCUUGGAGGACAGCAUAGAUGACAGCUUCCUGCCAGCCCCAGAGUAUGUAAACCAGUUGGUGCCCAAGAAAACAUCUGCCUCUGCAGUCCAGAAUCCAAUCUACAACAACUUCUCUCUCACAGCAAACUCAAAGGUCCCCACGGACUCCAGCUACCAGAAUUCACACAGCACAGCUGUGGACAACCCCGAGUAUCUCAACACCAACCAGUCUCCACUGGCAAAGACCGUCUUUGAGAGUUCUCCUUAUUGGAUCCAGGCGGGCAACCACCAAAUAAAUCUGGACAAUCCUGACUACCAGCAGGACUUCUUACCGAAGGAAACCAAACCUAACGGUCUCUUGAAAGUUCCUGCAGCAGAAAACCCAGAGUACUUGAGGGUGGCAGCACCAAAAAGUGACUACAUUGAAGCCUCAGCAUGACCAUGGAGAAUUUCUUCUUGCAGCAAGGCAAGCGAGACUCUUAAGUGAACUACCUGGCUGCUGCAAGAAUGGACUCUGGCUCAGAGCAGAUGGCAACUGCAAUGCAUCGAUAAGCACACCUCUCCUUUUCAGCGUGGGGGCUGAAACUGCAAAUCCUAUCUGAUGGUAGUGUGGGUCUUUUCUUGCCCAUUUCCAUGUCAUAACUGAGGCCCACAGCCUUUAUACACACGUGUGUUGGGAUGGAGCAGUAUCUUCCUGGACUAAAGAAAAAUGGAUGCAUUUCUUUCAUUUUCAAAUGGUAGCACGGUAAAAAGCCACUCUGGGAUGAACUUGAGAGCUGUACACAUUGUACAGCCAAAUUCCUUUCUACAGUCUGUAUUUUUAUAAAUGUUUCUAACGGAACUUUCGGAUCUUUUACAAAAUCAGAGGCUUGUACUGCUGUUCUGCUAUGUGGUGCUCGGAUCACCAGCAAAAAAAAAAAAAAAAAAAAUUACCAAUAGUUUUCCGAAACUCCUGGAACAGAAACUGUUAUUCCAAACCACCAAAUUUUUACAAAUUGGCUCCAUAUACUGCCUUUUGGCCCAAAGGUGAGAAGUGCAUCUAAGGGAGAAGUGAGCAAUUCUUGCCAGGGCAAUAUGGAUUGGAUUGCUCCAGAGGAAAUUAGCACAAGGAGCAAAGUGGCACAGUGCGUCACCUGCUGACCACUACUGCUAAGAACUGACAGAAGGAACUCACCUCAAGUCAUCUAUACGUGAUUCUAAAGUGCUCACUAGUCUGUUUUCUGAUGGUCAAACCCAAGACUUUUUUUUUUUCUGAUCCCUUAUGCAGCUGUCGAGUUGUCAAAACGCCUUUCUUCUUCAACAAAACUGUUAAAGAUGUUGCCGUAACCGAAAAAUGAAGUGUCAAAUAAUGUGUAACAGACCUUCAUUAAAUGUCAAGGAAAUGCAAAUGGUGGCAAAUUGGAACAUUCACGAGACAGACGGGAAGAACUAUACUAAAUUAAACUUGGCUAGGACAAGAAACACAGGUAGCUCUAGCCAAGCAGUUUUAUUUCCCUUCUUAAAGAGCAGAAAUCAUUUUCCCUUAUACAUGUGGCAAAGAAAAGGCAUAUAUAAGUGUUAAAUUUCAAGGCAGAAUACUGCCAGUUGCUGUUCCACACCGGGACAGAUGCUGGGCCUGGUUACAUGCCCCUUUGAGGUCACAUGUCCUGGCAAUGCAGGAGGAGCAGUGAGAAUGAAUUAAGGAAUAAAUAAUCCAGAGCGAUGAAAAAUAUUAUCUCCCUCUUCUAAAACACAGGGCUGCCUACUACUUCUUUAAAAUACACACCAUCAUCUUCUGAUUAUCAGUGUGGUAUAGGCAGGCGAGGCAAAACUAAGAUUUUAGCCUGACAGUGUAGAUCAAUCACAGCAGCAAAAGCAACUACUCUUUCCAGUGAACCAUAAAAUUAUUCCAUCAUUAACAUUUCUUAUGAGUGUAGGAGGAGUAAAGUGCCUAAAGUGUGAAUUUAGUCAGUCAUUUAGAUGCAUCCCACCAGCAACUUGGCAGUGCUAUUUUAAUCAAACCACUAGAUCAGAAAGCAAAUGCUCAUUUUGGGACAAAGGCCCUUAACCAGUUGAAUGUUGGCAACUUGCUUGAGGGUAGCACAAGCAGCUGACUUGCAGAGGAUCUGUAGUCUAUAUUAAGUAGCAAGAAAGAGUCAAAUUUAUGCCACUGCUGUGCUUUGAAUACAUCAGUACGUGUUUCAGUUCAAGGAUUGCAUCUGAAGUCUAAGAUCAAGCAGCAAAUCCUUAGAACACUGUUUUUGCAGAUUUAUUGAGGGAAGGAGAAGAACAGCCAUGUGGAAUGACCCUUUUUGUAAGUUACAUGGUGUAAAAUGCAUUAAGAGCUUGUGUGUGCACAGUGGCUCAUGGGCCACACUGCAGUCUAGCAUCACAAAGCAGCAAUACUGAUCUCUUGUCUGUGGUGACCAGGGACAGGACCCGAGGGAAUGGCCUGAAGUUGUGUCGCAGGAGAUUUAGGUUGGAUAUUAGGAAAAGGUUCUUCACCCAGAG